Lolium perenne is the source of this 961-nucleotide messenger RNA. RefSeq lists its product as uncharacterized. Lineage: Eukaryota; Viridiplantae; Streptophyta; Magnoliopsida; Poales; Poaceae. The record is from RefSeq and is a predicted model, not a curated record.
GUCCAUGAAUGGAUGAAUAUCCCCCAAUUACCGCCCUCUCUCUGUUCACCUUUCCAUUUUCACGAAAUCGAUCAUAUCCAAGAUCCUUACCGGCUCUUCUGCUUGCACCUAUAAAGCGGAACGAACAGCCACAACAUAUGAACAUGCUAGGCGUGAUGGGUGAGCAGAGGAAAGCAGAUGAUGUGCUCCAUGAGAAAAGCGGAGAGCUGUUCAUCGCCGGCGGCCGCGGGGACGGAGAUGGCCCCGACGAGAGCUCUGGCUCCAGGGUGGCUUUGUUCUCGUCCACGUCCAGCCUGAUGGUCGAAGACGAUCACGACGAGAUAGAGUCCUCCUUGGUGGUGGCUGAUCCUACGACGAGGUCAUCGUCGUUAGCAGAACAUCAGCUGGACGGGCUGUCGCCGCUGUUGGCCAACCUUUCUUUAAGGUCAGGGUUGUCUAAGUACUACCACGGGAAGUCCCGGUCAUUCGCCCAUCUAUCCCCUGAAAUAUCCUUGAAAGACGUCCCAAAGAAGACCACCACUUACAGCACCAGAAUGAAGGUGCGCAGAGAACAGGCUUCUGCAGAACCUCGCGCGAGCCGUUCGUCAACCUUGUGCCACAUUCCUGGGCCGCACAGUAAUAUUAUAAGGAAGAAGGCGAUGCCAAGGGGCCUUCUGUCAAGAACAAGUAACAGGAACCACCUGCAUAUAGAGGCAAGAAAGAGUGCAUAAGCUAGCUAUUUAGCCAAUGCAUCUGACAUCUAUCAGAAAUAAGUGGGCAUUGAGCGGUGGAACUAGACACUUCCAGAGUUCCAGCUCCAUAUUUCUUCCUUUUUCAGUAGCUUUCUGCGAUCGAGGUUAUCAAUUAGAAGCAUGUGUAGAUUGUUUUACCUUUAGUCUGGAAAUCUUGUUUGUGUAAUAUAUUGUGAUAGGUCUAUUACUGGAAAAACGAAUUCUUUAGGAGGCAAAAUCUUGUUUCCCUU